AUGGAAGAAACUUUGGAUCAACUGAUUUGUGAUCUGGAUCAGUUCCGUUUACAAAAAAUUCAAAAUGAAUCCAUGUUCAAACAGCUAAACUCUAAUGAUAAAAAUGUCUUGAACUUAAUUCAAACAAAUAACUCAGAGUUAUCGGUCCAAAAGUACAACGGACUGUCUUGUGUUAUGUCUGAACUUGGAAGUAACAGACAGAAUAUCAUAAAGUUAAACUUAGACCAUCUGGAUAACAUUUUUAAUUUAAAAUCGCUAAGUGAAGAAGUGGACUCUCUAAGGUUACGAUAUCAAAGAGUUCUUCGGCAGCAUUUUCCUGAAGUCAGUGAAACUGGGUGCUUCGAUGAUACUAGUAUCAAAUCACUUGAACACACAAAGGAUUUGGGAAGAGAAUCGGAUAUAAAAUAUCUCUUGAGCGGAAGAUUGACUCAGGACCAAGUGGGCUUGCAAGUUACGCUUGAAGACCAAAUGGACAAGGAAGAAGCAAACUUGACGAGGGAACAUUUCAAACAAAUUGAGUUGUGCAUUAUAAACCAGGUUGAAAAAUUGCUCACCACGCUUGAUCAGUGUCGGGAUCCCGAUAAGAUAAAGAUCAACAGGCUGAAAAAUUCAGUAAUUGACACGUCUUGCACGUUCAUUGAGUACAUCCAGUCACAUGUAGACGAUGCCAAGUAUUACCCCUCGUUCUAUAAUAAUCUAGCUCAGUUGAGCCGAAUAAAAUCUAGAAUAUCUUUGGAGUAUGGAGAAUUGAAAAAUUGUGUCCUCACAGAAACGCAAUUACAACAACUCGAAUCAAAGUCUUGGGGUAUUCUGAUUAAAUGUUUACAAGUCACACUCAAGGACACCGAUUUGGAACAAAAAGGGUCAGAACUUCGUCUUACAGCCUCGCAAGCCCGAGUGUUGGGUCAAGCGUAUGCACAAAUGGCGCAUAUACUGCUGGAGAGAGCGUCCCGGACCAUGAAGCAGCAAUCGACAGCCAACUACCCGUACUUAGACUCAAUUUUGACCCUGGCAAGCUAUCUCUUAUAUCUUUCGGGCAAUUUUGGGAACAUUGUUUCCAAAGUUGUCAGUAUCAAUGUGAACCCAUAUGCCAAACUAUGCCAGGGGGUGUUCAGAGAGUCGUUGCUGAGAGAAAUGACUGAUGUUUAUAUCAAUUCAUGUGAGUCCAGAGAAAAGGUUCCAACCACUUGCCUCAUGGACGGUGGAUGA
Komagataella phaffii GS115 is the source of this 1209-nucleotide messenger RNA. RefSeq lists its product as uncharacterized. The transcript has a single exon. The record is from RefSeq and is a predicted model, not a curated record. NCBI's taxonomy places the organism in Eukaryota, Fungi, Ascomycota, Pichiomycetes, Pichiales, Pichiaceae. The coding region runs from base 1 to 1209 and encodes 402 amino acids.